AUGUCAAAAAUAAGGAGGGUGAAAUCUCUGGCCGAGCAGAUCGCCGAGCUCGAAGAUCCACAACCAAAAGACUACGAUCCAGAAGAGGACGAAUAUGGCAGAAGUGAUGACGAGCAGGGUGAUGAAGCAGAAAGUCAAGAUAGCGAUGCUGGACGAGAACACUACGAGCCUGUGGGCAAGAGCAAGCUUAGGAAGCCAUCAGCACCUACACUGGGCCCAAAAUAUGCUGGCAGACGUGUUGGGCGUGACGCACUCGACGAUGACAGUAGCGAUAACUUACUGUCCGGUAAUGACGAAGAGGAUCCAGAGUCCGAACAAGAGCCUUCACCCUUCGGCUCAGACGAUGAUAGCGAGAGCAUUAGCGCGAACGACGAUGACAAGGACUCAGAUUCCCAAUCAGGACAAGAGGACGACGACUCAGUGUCAGAUAUGGAGUCAAUACAAGGCGACGCUCCCAUGACUGCUGUGAAGCCUCGCGAUCCUUUUGAUACGGCUAAGCUGCGCAAGCUCAUGAAUGAGCAAUCUAAGACCAUCGCCGCAACAGUCGGUGUCAAAGCCGACGCAGAAAAGGGUGUCGCUGUCAAGACCCAACGUAAGACCUUUGACACUCUUCUCAAUACGCGCAUCCGCCUCCAAAAGGGGCUCAUCGCCACAAACACCGCUACAGUACAGACCAAAGCAAGCUCAGAAACUCCGACCGAAGAUAUGGACUCCGCUCUCAAAGCCGCCGAAGUUGCGGCCCUGAACCUCCUCAACACUCUGACAGACCUACUACCGCAGACCACAACAGCUAAAGCGGGAACAAAGCGGAAACACGCCACGACAUAUACCACAGAUACCUCGUCCGAGCAUAUAUGGAGCAGCCUCACCGCAUCCGAAACUUCGCGCCUCCCGAUCAGGAACGCCAUCCUAGACCGCUGGUCAGAGAAAACCCGUCAAACAACUACUGCCGGCCCGCGUAGCCUCGCAGGAGACCAAGCUAUUCAGCCUUUAUCAUCUGUCCUCGCAUCCCAACUUAGCGAUCCAACACGUCUUAUUGUGCGCACGCAGACACCGCGUUCGUGCGCACCAGGCGUCACAGCCCUCACACCAGACAUCUACGACGACGCAGACUUCUACGGGCUAUUACUAAAGGAAUUAUUAGAGCAGCGGACCAGUGAUAGUAAUGGAGCUGCCGUGCAAGUGGACGAGGGACUGAGUGCGCAGUACCGUGCGGCGCGAGAAGCCAAGACAAGACGAGUUGUUGACACCAGGGCGAGCAAGGGACGCAAGUUGCGCUACACAGUACACGAGAAGCUGCAGAACUUCAUGGCGCCGGAGGAACGGGGGACGUGGAGUGAGAGACAAGCGGAUGAACUUUUCAGUAGUCUUCUCGGAAAAACGUCGCAGCUGGACGAGGAUGUACAAGUCGAAGACGCGGACGAUGAUGUUGGGGGCUUGGCACUUUUCUGA
Molecule: messenger RNA, 1452 nt
Organism: Pseudovirgaria hyperparasitica
Lineage: Eukaryota; Fungi; Ascomycota; Dothideomycetes; Acrospermales; Acrospermaceae
Product: TRAUB-domain-containing protein
Exons: 2
Coding region: 1-1452 (483 amino acids)
Biological process (GO): maturation of SSU-rRNA from tricistronic rRNA transcript (SSU-rRNA, 5.8S rRNA, LSU-rRNA)
Cellular component (GO): nucleus; nucleolus
Source: RefSeq, a predicted model, not a curated record